AGGCGCCCUGUGUCUGAAAAUGACCCCAAAACGCAUGUUAGGAGAUAUGAAUUCAUUUUAAAAGUCAUGAUUUUUUAAAUUAAUGAAUUUUUCGGCCUUUUUUGGCAUUUCCGGACAAAACUAACACAUUAUUGUAUGUAUAUUAAUAUACAUUAUAAUCAAUAUCUAUCCAAUAUUCUCCGUGAGUGCACGGAAGUUUGCUCCUGUUGGAAAACGCGUGACGUAUGACACGUAGUGCGUCAUAAUUACAUUUCGUGCCCAGGAACGGUUUAAACGUGUGUGUAAUUGGACGUGUCACUGCAAACGUUUUCAUUAAUUGAAAGUUCUUGUUAGUGCCGACAAAACUCUGUCAACUCGGUCAUUCCAUGUGUGCGUGUUACGUCAGUCCAGUCACCUGAACCUGAGAUGUGCUUACACUCCUGGGUGACACAGCUUGUGUGUGAAAAUGGAUCAGAUGUGGUCGGGUUGUGAUCCGAGGGACGUACGCUUCAAUUACCAGACCUUACCUCGCUUCGGGGAGCAAGGUCCGCCAGCCAUUGCUGGUCCUGAGAUGUUCAAUAUGCAGCAGCUAUACAUGAACAGUACUGCAGGAUACUACAACCACGGACAGCAGGUACCUUAUUGGUGGCCUGUGCAAAACUUUGUCCCGCCAGCAUCAGUCAGUUUUGCAGCAGCUCCCCCACAAAUGAUUGGGGGCACAACAAUGAUGAUGCCUGGGACCCCAAGUAUGGCUCCGAGUGUGUUCAUGAGAGAGGCCGAAGACGAGGUGGAGCAGCAAUACAUAAAGAAGCCGCCAAACGCCUUCAUGGUUUUUGCAAGGAAGCAUCGCAAAGCGCUCAUGGGAAAACUAGACAAGAAAGACAGCGCGUCUGUUAAUGUGAUCCUGGGGGAAAUGUGGAAUUCUCUGCCACAGCAAGACCAAGCCAAAUACUACGAGGAAGCCGACGUCGAGAGGCGACGACACGCACAGUUGUAUCCCAACUGGUCCAUGUGUGACAACUAUGGAAAAAAGAGGAAGAGGAUGAGAGGAAAUGCUGCCACCACAGUUUCAGAUCUUGAAGCUCCUCAGCCCACAAGGAUGUGCGUGGCUCCAGUCCAGACCGGCUUGAUGGGCCCUGAACGAUUCCCGACACAGGCCGACUCCCAGUCUGUCAGCAGCCUUGCAUGCUUACAACAGCCGAAAGCGAGCCUCUCGGCUUUUGUGCACAACUUCGUUCCUCCCGCUGCUCCCGCUUCAUCUGGGAUGGAGUUUUCCCAGUUCCUGAGUGGCACCAAUUACCUGCCGCCGCCCCACGACAAACUCCAACGGCCACUGGCGGUCAGCUCGUCUGAGCCUCAGGGCUUAGAGGAAGAGCUCCACGUAAUACUGGAGAGAUUUGAAGAAGAAUCCUCGACCGCACAGACAGAAGAGUCCGUCGCAGCUUUGAAUUUAGAGGAAGAGCUUCAAAGUUUACUGGAACGUUUUCAGAACAAGCCGACAACUCCACAGUUUGGCACGGACAGGCUUCACUGCGUCUUCGAGGGCUUAGGAAUCACGACCACCGACACCGGACAAUGUUGAGUCAAGGGGUAAAAUGGUUGUUUUGGAAAUGAUAAGUGUUUACAACAUGUUUUUGUUUAGUUUUUUUAAUUCACCUGGACAAUGAUACGCUCAAGCACUUUAUUUUGUAAUGACAUGACUUUAUUUUGGGAAUAUCUGGACUUCGGACUUCAAGCCUGUGCAGAGCAGUCCUGGCUGCUUCUGAACAUAUUUAAUCAUCUCAUCCCCACCAUUCAUGCCUGCUGCAUUAGACCUGUGCCGAUCAGGCUGCAAUGACACCACACGGUUCAAGAGACACAGUACCCAAACACACGGCAUCGCGUGUCAUAUUGAUCCGUUCAAAGUUGUCACCACUUAGUGGUUGCGGGCAUGUGCACAAGCAGGUUGAAUGUGAUGUCAGAUAAGGGUCCACUGAAACGUAUGACCCUUCCAUAGACUGUAUACACUAAAUUGGAACUGGGUUGAAUCCAGCCUUUGACUACCUCCUGCAGAUACACUUCCUGACACUUCUUUUACUUCAGCACUCCACACCAUGACCCACUAGCGCUGAUCCAACUGGAUGGACUCUUGGACCAAAAGAGGACAUUCAUGACCUUCAAGCUCAGGAAGAACUUCCCUGUUGGGGCCGUGUGAAACUCUCCAUCACCACUAGCACUAGCAUUAUUGCACUUAAGUACUUGAAUUACGAUAUGCUGCACAGACUGAACCUCCUUAAACUGUAUAUAUACAACUUAUUGUAAAUAUGUACCCGACACAUGUGUAUACAUAUAAUAGGUAUAAUAUUUGUAUAUUUACCGUUUAUCGUUGUACAUAAAAGUAGAUGACUUAUACUCUAGGCAAUAAUACUGUAUUUUUGCACUUCUGGUUAGAUGUCAGCUGUAUUUCAUUGCUACGUAUCUGCACAAUGACAAUAAAAGUCACA
This is a messenger RNA of Dunckerocampus dactyliophorus (ringed pipefish), 2462 nucleotides long. Its product is annotated as transcription factor 7-like 1-C. The coding region runs from base 446 to 1561 and encodes 371 amino acids. Lineage: Eukaryota; Metazoa; Chordata; Actinopteri; Syngnathiformes; Syngnathidae. Gene Ontology annotation, molecular function: RNA polymerase II cis-regulatory region sequence-specific DNA binding; DNA-binding transcription factor activity, RNA polymerase II-specific. Gene Ontology annotation, cellular component: beta-catenin-TCF complex. The transcript has 7 exons. Gene Ontology annotation, biological process: regulation of transcription by RNA polymerase II; canonical Wnt signaling pathway. The record is from RefSeq and is a predicted model, not a curated record.